CUGGGGCUUUGCUUUCAGGUGUUGGGUGCUCAGUGUGGAGCUGUGCUGGUGUGAAGCCCCUUCCUCAUUAAGAGCAGCGCUUGGUUGAGUUGUUCCUUUCACUUCUGGCAAUGGGGGGGAUUUUUGGGAAGAGCAAGAGGCCCUGUGUGUUUCCCAGAGUUGUUUAUAAGGCCAAAGGCAAGAGGACAGCGGGGACUCCACAGAUGUUCUGUGAUGCCUCCACAUGGACUGGGGAGAGCCAUUUUUACUCGGCACGGAUAGGGAGGACUCCAAAAGGCCCUGAACCUCCAAAAGUGGUGCUGGAGACUUGUGAAGGUGAAUCUGAACAGGAGCCAGCAGGGCCAGCUGCUCCUCCAAGGGCACAGCACAGCGAGGCCUCGCUCCCCGUGACCGCUGGGGACGCACGAGGUGUGGAGGGCUCACAGGAGCCUGAAGCCAAACCUCCCACCGAGGUGAUGCAGCACCAGGAGCUCCCUGAACAGGCAAAACAAGCCCAGGCAGGACAAAGCCUGCAGGAGAGCAGCGGGUCUGGAGAUGCUCCGUGUCCUGCUGGCAGCUGUGAGGACCACGACGUGCCACCUCUCCCCCAGACCACGGUGCAGGUUGAUGUCCACGUGUCUUCAGAGGUUCAGGUUGAUGUCCACGUGUCUGCAGAGGUGCAGGGGGGACCCGAGGAGGCUCAAUGUGCUCCAGCAGGGUCGCAGCUGCUGCCUGGGGCAGGGCAGGAGGCUGGAGCUGGGGGUGCUGCAGAGGAAGCUGCUGCUGGAAAGGCUCCUGUGCAGGAGGCAGGUGAUUCCCCGGCUGCUGGGGAGGACUCAGGGCUGCCCCUGGAGGCUGCUGAGACAAGAGAGGGCAUCACAAAUGGGCACAGAGCUGCUGAGGAUGCUGAAGGCCCAGCUGAUCUCCAGCUGGGACAAGACACAGAGGUUCCCAUUACUGAAGGUAUGGAAGCAAACGCUUCUGAAGCAGAGCAAGCUGGAGAGAAGGCUGAGCUCUGUGAGGAUGGGCAGGCAGCAGAGGAGAUCCCGUGCUGCCUGGCAGGAGCCCAGGAUGCUCUGCAGGAGAGGGAGAAAAUCAAAGUCAGCAGUGGGGGGAAACCAGAGGAGUACUGAAAGAGCACGUGGCAUCUGGAGCAGCAACCACAGAUGCUUUGUCUGCAGCCCAGUGAUGAAUCUGCUGCCUUGAUCUAAAGGGACUGAGGUGCCAGUGGGUUCUUGUGCCCUGAAGCCCCCAGAAAGCAGGGGUUUGGCAGAGCCUGCUUUGGAGAGCGAGCCUCAGCUUUCAAAUGUGUCUUGUCUUCUGCAAGUGGCACUAAAUUCCUUCUUACUUGGGGGAGGGCUAAGUGGAUCUCAGCACAAAAAGUGUAUUUAUGCAGGUGGUUUGCUUUUUUCUCCUCGUGUACUUAUACCCUGUGCCCUUCACAGCUCUCUCUCCCCACCUGUGGCUGCACAGGGUUAAGUCAUCUCAGCCAAACAUCCACAUAUAUUAAUUCCACUUGUCUCUACACCCCACUCUUUCUGUCACUGCUGUUUGAAACUGAUGGUGUUGAAACACUCUGUCAAGUCUGUGUUGCAACUGGAAUCAAUAAAUGGGUGCAUUUUAACACUC
This is a messenger RNA of Chiroxiphia lanceolata (lance-tailed manakin), 1608 nucleotides long. RefSeq names its product neurofilament heavy polypeptide-like. The coding region runs from base 111 to 1112 and encodes 333 amino acids. Lineage: Eukaryota; Metazoa; Chordata; Aves; Passeriformes; Pipridae. The transcript is spliced from 2 exons. The record is from RefSeq and is a predicted model, not a curated record.